Molecule: messenger RNA, 456 nt
Organism: Penicillium daleae
Lineage: Eukaryota; Fungi; Ascomycota; Eurotiomycetes; Eurotiales; Aspergillaceae
Product: Regulatory protein cys-3
Exons: 1
Coding region: 1-456 (151 amino acids)
Source: RefSeq, a predicted model, not a curated record
AUGGCCAACUUCAACGGGCGCCGCGUCCCCAACUUCUCUCAAUACCUCGAUGACCUGAAUGCCAUCCCGUCGCCCUACGACCAGGCUGUGCAGCAGCGCCAGCAGGAGAACACUUUCAACCUCGAUGAGGAACUCGCCCUCUUCACCAACACCGAGUUCUUCGAUUUCGACAAGUUCACCGACCUCGGUCUGCCUGCCUUCGAUGCCGUCGAUCAAAAGUCUUCGCCCGUCGAGUCCCUCGCGGACCAGUCUACACAAAAUGCCGAUAUGAAGUUCUUGGAAUUCCUGCAUGGUAAGUCUUUGGAGGGAGAUACCCUGGGAUACUCUUGGUCGCGUUUGGAUGGUUGGACAUUUUCCUUUGAGAAGGGCACAACUCUCCCCCUGGGUCACACUCGUCUCGAUUGGUCCGGUCCUUAUGGCUGUCGUUCUCAUGAAACCAUGCAUGAUUGCUGGUGA